GUAUCGUACAAUACUUCAAGUGAAGAAUCCAUACAAAAAAUAUGAAUUCAGUUACCACGAUUUCCAGUAUUUUGACCCAUUUGCGACAGCCAAGUUAUGUGACACGUGGUUAGUGGCGACCCAGGCGACGUGGGAGGGAAUUGUUCGACCAUUCAGAGACAGUUUCUCCAAAGGUCUUCGAUUCACAGCCUCCCUCAUCACACGCUAGAGGGCAGUGACUGCCUGGCCUGGCAGUGGUCUGUUCGGCACUCAGCAGUGGUAUUGUGUGAAAAUGGAGUCGUACGAAAGUGUGUUGCUCGUGAAAUCUGAAACAAUGGUAUACAAAAUCCCACCGAGAACAACGAAUAGAGGGCACAGGGCAGCUGACUGGAAUCUGAAUGAACCUCAUUGGGUUGGCAGGUUGCGGUUGGUCUCAAAAGGAAAAGAUUGUGUUUUGAAGCUAGAGGACAAGACAACAGGAGAACUUUUUGCAAAAUGUCCUAUAGAUCAAUACCCAGGCCUUGCCAUAGAAUCAGUAACAGACUCAUCUCGAUAUUUUGUCAUUAGGAUUCAAGAUGAUGGAGGAAGGUCAGCUUUCAUUGGAUUGGGAUUUGCUGAUCGCUCUGAUAGUUUUGAUCUCAAUGUUGCUUUGCAAGACCACUUUAAAUGGCUGAAAAAGUCAGAAGAAAUAGAAAAAGAAAAGGAAGAACCUAAACAAGAACUGGAUUUGCGAUUUAAAGAAGGAGAAACCAUUAAAAUAAAUAUGAAAAUAACUAAGAAAGAUGGAAGCGAAGUUGUGAGCAGACCCAAAACAAAGACCAAUACCAGUACCGGAAUAUUACCUCCUCCUCCAGGCGGUGUGAAAAUAGCACCUCCUCCAGCAGGGAGCUCCAAGAACUCUCCUGCAACCACACCGUCUCACAGUGCACAGUUACCCGUUGCUGGUAGUGCCAAUCUGCUUUUUGAUGCAGGGCAAGCAGAAGCCUCUGGUGCAUCUGGGGGAGCCUCCCCAGUGCAACCCAGAAGUGGAACUGGAGAAUCGUGGGGAGAUUUCACAAGCGCAAGAUCUACAACUCCUGCAGCUCAACCAAGUGCCCCACCUGCUAAUUCCAAUUGGGUGCAGUUCUGAAGAGGAAGCAUAUUGUUAAUCCUUUUUAAGUUGAAAUAUGUAUGAUGUAUUAGUUAAAGUGUUUAGACCAACAUCAAUAAAAUAUGUUGGUUUGAGAAUCAUGUUGAUUACUGUUGCAGAGCAGUGAUUCUGUAAAACUUAAAAUAGUCUAAAAAUGUUACAAUAUAUAUUUCGAAAGAUAAAUAUAGAUAUAUUGUUAAAUAUAUGUACUAUAUUGUGUGUUAUACAGGAAGUGAUUUAUGUGACAGAAUGUAGAAAUGAGUAACCUGUGAUCUUUGAGAUUCAAAUUGAUUUAAAUUUGGCCAUCAAUUAGAACUUCAAUGUGAAUAAAAAUGAAAAUCAAAUAUAGAAAUCUUAUUACAAUCGAUUGUUAUAUGUAAGGUUGCAGUGGCAUUGGUAAAGGAUUUUACAUGUUUCAUAAGACUAAUUAAAGCUCCAGGUGUAUUAAUUGUAACAUAUUGAGAUUAGAAAUUCUAAUACAAUGUCACUUAAGAUGAGUAACUGCAGCUGUUGGAUAGUGCUUGAAAUAAUAGAAAGUUGAUAUUUUAUUGGCAGAUAUAUUGGUAAAUCAAAAUUCCCUGUAAAUACUUAAUUUUUCAAGCCUAAUCUUAAAUCAAAAAAUUAUGUAUUAUAUAAUGAGUAGAUUAUUUGCAAUUGAAAUUUACUGAAUAUAUCACCAAAGAAAUCUCAUAGUGUUUAGUGAGAAGUUGCUGAAGAAGUACUUCUUAGCAAAGUUGACAGAUGACAAAUGUGAAUGACAACAAUAAAUUUAAUUUGAGAACAUUGCAUAGUACACGUACAGUCGUCACAUUGUGCAUGAUCGAUCAGUUCAUAUACAUUAACAUAUAUUGUUCCAGGCACAUACUGUGUAAGGUAAUUUUUAAUAUAGACAGUUUUACACUAUUUUGCAUUAAUUGGUUUUUAAGUGUAGCGUAAGGUCAAAUAAAAAAUCAUGAGACAUAACUGCUUAAAACUGACCUGCAUUAGAGACAUCCUUGGAUCAAGGCAGCCUUAGAUUUAUUUAUCAGUACUUAAGUGUGUACAAACUAGAUUAGCAAUGUCAAUUGCAGUAUUAGGAGAUUCAUGUCAAAGAAAACAUGAGAAAAGAGAUUUUUCAUUUCCUAUAUUAAUGAAUAUUGAGGGUAAGUAUAUUAAUGUGCAUGUACAUGAUGCACUGCAACUUUUCAGUUGAUUCACUCAUGCUUUCACUGGUAAUAUUUUUAGUUUUUUUUUUCUUUUUUUUGGAUUUGUACAUUGCUAUCUAAUGUGGUAUUUGUUGUCAUGUCAGUUUAAUGUGUUUAUCAAUGUUUUUUAAGAAUUAUCAAUGUCUUCACUAUAUAUUGUCUCUUUCAAGUAGACUAUUUAAUUUUUUCUAAUUAUGUUGUAAUUGUUUUCACUGUGUGCUUGCAUGAAUGUAUUUUGGAAUUAGCAAAGGAUAAAUGCUAACACUGGAAACAUAGAUUGGCCUAACCUACGUGUUGAGCUGCUAGUUGGAAGCUGAUCUAUAAAUUCACAUUCCAUUUGAGUGUGUUCUGGUAUAAAUUGCAGUGUAAAACAAGUUUGAAGAAAGUUACUCUUAAGACAAUGUAUUGUGUAUUAUAUAUUUCUAUAAUUAUAAAAAUUAGGGAAUUUAUAUAUUUUGUUGCAUACUACUUGUAUCCCUAUUUUUUAAGAUUAAAGACUUGUUUCCUGAAUGCUGGUUUAUUGUUCAUAUCACAGGAAGUUUAAAUCCAGAUUUGAAAAAUAUAUCUAUCUCCUGUGGAGAGUAGGAUUUUCCUGCUGAAUAAAAAAAUAGGUUAGAAAGAAAGGUCAAAGAACGAAUUCAAUUUUUUCAAUGUAAAAUUUACAUGAUUGCAAGAAUUAAUCAAAGCAAUGCAAUGAUACAAGGUGGACAAGAUCAAUUUAUUAGAUCUCAAAGAUUAUGGAUCAAUGGUCAGCUGUAUCAAAAAUUAAUAAAAUAAAGUUAAAUUAAUAACUUUCACCAUGAUGUUUAACACUCCAAAAAGAAAGCCAAGAGGGAAAUAAAGCUAUGUAUUUUGAGAGUACAGCUGAAUAAAAAAGAUUGCAGAAUGAAGAAAAAAAAGAAUAGAUAGUAAUAUUACUUGGUAACAGGCUUAAUACAUACAAAAAUUAAAUGCCAUUUUGUAUUUACACAAGUCACGGUCCACAGCCACUAAUGGGUGUUUUGAAAGAACUGCUUAAAUCAUCAAUACAAUGAAGUUAUGUAGAUUUAUUUUGUAACAGCAGCAAAACUGCUGUUGAAAAAUAAACACGAAACUUUUCAUAAAAGUAGCAUGCACACUGCUCUAGUACAACAAAUUCUUCCUAUUAUCCUAUAAUAAAAUAAAUAUUUUAACCAAAACAGUCAUUAUGAUUGCUGUAAUAACAUAGUAUAGUAUAUAGAAUGACAGUUUGUUUCAUACUAAGAUAUUUAAAGCUGUGUUGCAUAAUGCAUCAUGUAAAUAGUAAAUACUUAAUGGUAGAUCUUUCUUGGAGCCUUGCUGUCACAUCAUAGCUGGGUCAUAUGCAAUGACACACUGAGUACGAGAAUUAAGUUGAUAUGUGCAGUACAACAGUAGGUGAAAUAAUACCAUUAAAUAUUUGUAUUUUUAUUCAAAACUGAAACACUUUUUUGUUGUUUUUUCCUUCUCAAGUUCUUGGGAGGCUCCAAAGUUCUCUUUCAAUUUCUGCAUAUGUUCGAAAGUACUAACAAAGAAAUUUUUGUACUUUUCCCAGAGUUCCAGGGUAAUUAAUGAAACCGAAGCCAUAUA
This is a messenger RNA of Gryllus bimaculatus (two-spotted cricket), 3879 nucleotides long. NCBI's taxonomy places the organism in Eukaryota, Metazoa, Arthropoda, Insecta, Orthoptera, Gryllidae. The record is from the annotation of a GenBank genome assembly.